AGACCCUCGCGAAGUGCCGACAAGUAAAAGGACGAAGUAGAAAAACAUUCUUUCCUUAAACGGAUAGCGGUAUUCCGGCCACCAAACAUCAAUAUUCCCGUCAUUUACCAUCCCGGAAUUACGUUGACUACAGCAGUUCGGGCCGAAGAGAAACAUGGCUUCGAUAUCUGCCACCGAGAAGCCGCAGAUGCAGCAGAUUGACCUCAACACACUCAAUCUUCAGCAGUUGACUCAGUUGAAAAACCAGCUCGAUAGUGAGUUGCAACUAUUCCAAGACUCGCUCAACACCAUGAAGAUGGCACGAUCAAAGUACUCCGCUUCGAAGGAGGCUCUGGAGAGCUUCAAACCGGACUGGAACGGUAAACAGAUUAUGGUGCCGCUGACCGGGAGCAUGUACGUCCCGGGUACGAUAAAAGAUGCGAGCAACGUCAUUAUCGAGGUCGGAACGGGAUAUUACGUGGAAAAUGAUGUGGACAGCGCCAAAGCGUUCUUCAAGCGACGUGUCGAAUACGUACAGACGCAAAUCGAAAAGAUUGAGCAGCUCGGGAUGGAGAAAUCGAACAUACGAGACGCUAUUCGCGAGGUGAUGGAAAUGAAGCUAGCUCAGUUAAGCAAAGAGAUGCAAAAGAAACGCGAAACAGAAUAGAAUGACCGCCGUUUUCGUUUUCGCCCGUUUAUUUAAAAUCGUUCAUCCUCAUCCCGCGGUAGAGCUUCGAUUGAAUCUAGCCACGGCUAGACCUAACCAUGUCGCCGAAUGUAAGUUCUGUCCGUCGUUGAACGCCAUGGGCUGGCUUGCACCCCAAAAACGUUCGAUAAGAACGUGCUGCUGUCACAGACCGACCACCGGUGGUGCUCGGCAUUGCAUUUACGCGGAAAUAAACUAA
Molecule: messenger RNA, 884 nt
Organism: Anopheles darlingi
Lineage: Eukaryota; Metazoa; Arthropoda; Insecta; Diptera; Culicidae
Gene: Pfdn5
Product: probable prefoldin subunit 5
Exons: 4
Coding region: 155-646 (163 amino acids)
Biological process (GO): protein folding; regulation of DNA-templated transcription
Cellular component (GO): cytoplasm; prefoldin complex
Source: RefSeq, a predicted model, not a curated record